Messenger RNA from Nerophis ophidion (straightnose pipefish), 4862 nucleotides. RefSeq names its product zinc finger protein 239-like. Lineage: Eukaryota; Metazoa; Chordata; Actinopteri; Syngnathiformes; Syngnathidae. The record is from RefSeq and is a predicted model, not a curated record. The transcript is spliced from 2 exons. Bases 99 to 1499 code for a protein of 466 amino acids.
ACUUAGCUUAGCUUGCUCGCCGCUAACAGAGAGACAAGGCGGAAGUAGGCCACACAUCGCUCAGCGGACACGCGUCUAAUGGUCGUGAUUGUGCCAAAAUGCGUACAGUCCAAAUGCUGAGAGCCUUUGUGAAUCAGCGACUAAAUGCGGCGGUUGAAGAAAUAUUUGUGGUGUUCGAAAGAACGAUAGCGGACUACGAGGAAGAGAAGCAGCGACAACGUCGACUACUGGACGCUGUCUUCAAGCGGCAUCGACUUGUGUUACACAAAACAGACAUCUGUGGGGAAUAUUCUCUCCCUGAGCAGCAGGAGUGGGCCUUUACGGAGGCGUCACUACUACCCCAGAUUGAAGAGGAGGAGCCUUACUCGACACAUUUUAAAGAGAAGGACCCACAGUCCCCUCUGUUUAGAGGAAACAAGGCACCACAGUCCCCCCAAAUUAAAAGAGAAGAGGAACAGCCCCCCCAAUAUAUAGAGGAAGAGAAGCAACAGCAUUCUAACUUUAAAACAGAAGAAGAGGAGCCACAGUCAACCCAAAUUAAAGCGGAAGAGUCACAGUCCCCUGACAUUGAGGAAGUUGAAGCCCCAGAGUCCCUCCAAAUUAAAGAGGAAGAUGAGGAGCCACAGCAAAUUGAGGAAGAGCAACAGCUCCCUCACUUUAAAACAGAAGAAGAGGAGCCACAGUCAACCCAACUUAAAAUGGCUGAGUCACAAUCCCCUCAAAUUGAGGAAGAUGGGGUGCCACAGUCCUCUGCAUUAAAAAGGAAGAGAAUGAGCCACUGCACCAGCAUAUUGAAGAGGAAGAGGAGGAGCCACAAAAGUGAAAGUGAGGAGAAGAGAGAGGCGGAGCCUCCAAGCAGCAGCUCAACUCAACACAUGACAACAGAAACUGAUGGAGACCACUGUGGAGGAUCACAAGCAGACAAGAUUUUAGCUCCACUAUCAGAUAGUGACGACACAACGUCUCACUCUCCUGACACUGAUGAUGAAGACUCUAAAGAUGAUAAGACAUCUCACACUGACAACACACGCUUGACAUGUUCUCACUGUGACAAAACGUUUAAUUACCGUAGUAAUCUGAAAGUACACAUGAGAACACAUACUGGAGAAAAACCCUUUUCCUGUACGAUCUGUGGUAAAGGUUUUGCACGAAAUGAUAAUCUGAAAAUGCAUACAAGAAUGCACUCUGGAGAAAAAUCAUUUUCCUGUUCAGUCUGUGGUAAAGGUUUUGCACAAAAUAUUCAUCUGAAAAUACAUACAAGAAUGCACACUGGAGAAAAACCCUUUUCCUGCUCUUUCUGUGGUAAAGGUUUUGCACAUAAUAGUAAUCUGAAAAGACACACAAUAAUGCACACUGGAGAAACCCCCUUUUCAUGUUCAGUCUGUGGUAAAGGUUUUGCACGAAAUUGUGGUCUGAAAAUGCAUACCAGAAUGCACACUGGAGAAAACCCUUUUCCUGUUCAGUCUGGGGUAAAGACUUUACAUGAAAUGGUGAUCUGAAAAAACAUGCAGGGAUGCAGACGGUAGAAAAAUAAAUCCUAUUCUUGUCUUGCCUGUAGUAAAGAUUUUGCACAACAAAGUCAUCUGAAAAUAAACACAAAAAUUCACACUGGAGAAUUUUUUUUUCCUGUCCAGUCUGUAGUAAAGGUUUUAUACAAAGUAAGAGUCUUAAAGUACACUGGAGACUGGAGUUUUCAUAGACAAACUUAACUAACUUUGAAAAGACACAUGAACACACACACACACACACACACACACACACACUCAAGAGAAACCAUUUAGUUGCAAUGUGUGUGUGAGAUGAAAGAUUCUCCAAUAAGUACCAGUUUAAGACACACACGUGUGUGGGUGAGAACCCCAGCAGCAAAUGAAGACGCAGGAUGUUUUGUCAUUGUUCUGUGUGUUACAAGCUUGACAAAUUGCUUCUAACUUUUAUGUUCCAACACAUUUAGAAUAGAAUAGAAUAGAAAGUACUUUAUAGAUCCCUGGGGGAAAUUCGGCACCACAGUUUACUCACAAUAGACAAUAAUGAUACAAAAUAAUAUAUAACAUAUAUGGGCGGUAUAGCUCGGUUGGUAGAGUGGCUGUGCCAGCAACUUGGGGGUUGCAGGUUCGAUUCCCACUUCCGCCAUCCUAGUCACUGCCGUUGUGUCCUUGGGCAAGACACUUUACCCACCUGCUCCCAGUGCCACCCACACUGGUUUAAAUGUAACUUAGAUAUUGGAUUUCACUAUGUAAAGUGCUUUGAGUCACUAGAGAAAAGCGCUAUAUAAAUAUAAUUCACUUCACAGUAUAUAUAUGAAUGAUAUAAAUAUAUUGUACAUAUACUCUACAUUUAAGUGCAGUCAAGGAACAUAUGCAUUAUACAGUCUGAUAGCUGUCGGUAUGAAGGACCUCCUGUGUCGUUCCGUGUUACAAUUUGGCAGUCUGAGCCUUCCACUGAACUUGCUCAUUCCCUCCGCAAGGUUCGAGUGUAGUGGGUGGGAGGUGUCCAUAAUGGUUAGGAGUUUUGCUAGACUUCUCCUCUCUGACACCACCGCCAGAGAGUCCAGCUCCACUCCCACCACAUUACUGGCCUUCUCUACCAGCUUGUCCAGUCUGUUUGUGUCCUUCACUCUCAGCCCACUGCCCCAGCAAGCCACGGCGUACAAGAAGGCGCCCGCCACCACCGACUCGUAGAACAUCUUCAACAUCUUUGUACAGACUUUGAAGGAUCCUAGCCUCCUGAAGAAGUAGAGGCGGCUCUGUCCCUUCUUGUAGAGGGCCUCAGCGUGUUUUGACCCAUUCAGCUUGUUGUCCAUGUGUACUCUGAGGUAUUUAUAAUCCUCAACCAAGUCCACAUCCACCCCCUUGAUAGAAAUAGGGGUCGCUGAAGUACUCCUCCUUCCCAGGUCCACAACCAGCUCCUUGGUCUUCGUCACAUUGAGCUGAAUGUGGUUCUUUCCACACCAUGUGACAAAGUCCUCCACCCGUGCCCUGUAUUCCUCAUCAUCACCAUCCUCAAUACACCCCACUAUCGCAGAGUCAUCAGAAAACUUCUGAAGGUGGCAGGACUCUGACUGAUAGUGGAAAUUGGUGGUGUAAAUGGUGAAGAGGAAGGGGGAGAAGGCUGUGCCCUGCGGGGCCCCGGUGUUGCUGACUAGCCUGUCAGACACACAGUCCUGCAGUCGAACUUACUGUGGUCUGUCAGUCAGGUAAUCUACAAUCCAGGACACCAAGGGGGCCUCCGCUUGCAUCUUCUCCAACUUCACACCAAGUAGCCCAGGCCGCAUGGUAUCGAAAGCACUGGAGAAGUAAAAAAACAUGACCCUCACACUGCUCGCAGGCUUGUCCAGGUGGUUUUGGGCUCGGUUCAGCAGGUAGAUGACUGCAUCCUCCACUCCCAGUCGUGGCCGGAUAGGCAAAAUUGGAGUGGGUCCAGGUGGGGCUUGACUGUAGGGCGGAGUUAUUCCAGGACCAACCUAUCCAUGGUCUUCAUGAUAUGGGAGGUUAGAGCCACCGGCCUGAAGUCCUUCGACGUGCUGGGUCGUGUGCACUUGGGGAUGGGGACCACGCAUGAGGUUUUCCACAGUGUGGGGACUUUCUGCAGCCUAAGGCUCAUGUUGAAGAUGUGCUGGAGCACACCACACAGCUGUGGGGCGCAUGCUUUGAGCACCUUGGGGUCACAGCGUAGUUUAUUUGCUGUGCAUUCACCUGUUCUGCAGACAGACACACUGAGGGGGUCUCAGGUGGUUGGGGGAAGGUGGGGUCAUCAUUCUGAGGGUGAGGUGUUAAGUGGGGGGAGGUAGUCAUUGGAGUUGGGGUGCAGUGAGGAAGGGAGGGGAGUGGAUUGGAUCGCUGAAGUUGUCAGGGGGCCGGCUGGCAUGUUUAGGGGGGCGGGGGCUUGCCAGAGCCAUUCUGUCAAACCUGUUAAAGAACUGGUUUAGCUUAUUGGCCCUCGCUUUGUCUCCGUCCACCCCCAUAACCCCUGCCGGUUUGAGGCCGGUGAUGGUCUGCAUACCUUUCCAAACCGCCUUCAUGCUGUUGUCCUUCAGCUUCCCUUCCAGCUUCCUCCUGUAGUUCUCCUUGGCCUCCUUUUUUUUGGUCUUGCAUGCUAAGAGUAUUGUUGAACUGUUAGUGAUCUAUAGCGUUCAUUUUUGUUUGGUAAAUGACAAACCAUGACAGAUUAUAAUCACACUUCAACAUCUCUAACAUGUAAAUGCUUCCUCUUUCCUAGAGCAGCAUUGUAAAUGUAAAUAUGUUCUUAAUUGUUUUAUCCUGGAUAGAUAAAUGUUAAAUAAAUACAUGUAAUCCAGGAAGUAAAUGUUUUUAUACUACAUUACCCAGAAAGGUUAGUGCUAUAGACAGGAACCGGAAGUAGGUUUGAUUUAUGUUGGAGGACAUUUGUGCUGUUUGAUCAAUAAAGAGUUGAUAUAUUGUGACAUGUUGUUCCUGCUUUAUCUACACAAUAAAUACAUUUGGAUAGGACAGCUGCUUGAGCAUCGCUCUGAGACAAAUUUGAUUGGCCAAGAUGUGGGAGAAGUAGCAAGGUCACGCUCAUUGGCGAAUCUCACUUCUAAUUACAUCCUGAAAGAACUUUAGAUAAAACUAAAUAUUAUAUUGUAGCGGUUGCUUUAAGGACAUAAUUCACCACAAGUGUUUACUUGUCAUUAUUCACUGUCAUUGUUAUAUUUUGCACAUAACAAUGUUGUUCUUGUUAACAUUCAUAUAUGCAGUUAAGAGUGAGUAAUUCGGUGCUGCCCCUUUAAGGGACCGUCAAAAUAUUUACACAAAGGUAGGGGUUUGUUGUGACCGCCAUUAUGAGUCGCUUGAUGUAAAGGGUUUAUUCUGCUUUUUGUUUGAAUAAAACGGUGCACAAAUAUA